This is a messenger RNA of Pantherophis guttatus, 7230 nucleotides long. RefSeq names its product AT-hook transcription factor (gene AKNA). Lineage: Eukaryota; Metazoa; Chordata; Lepidosauria; Squamata; Colubridae. Gene Ontology annotation, cellular component: centrosome. Gene Ontology annotation, biological process: neuroblast delamination; neuroblast division in subventricular zone; epithelial to mesenchymal transition. The record is from RefSeq and is a predicted model, not a curated record.
ACACACUUGGGUCUCGUUAGCAAGCCGCCAAUUCAUAACUCCAGGAAACGACCCGCCCUGUUCAAAACUUCUGCAGCCUUGCAGCAAAACUCCGAAGCCAAGUUGGCUCCAAAGUCAGGAGGCAGGAGGACCAACUUCGCUUGGCCAAGUGACGCUUUCCAGAUUGAGAGAGCCGGCAGAAGAUAAUUCAAGCUACACUAGGAAUUGCAAGUUCUCCACUCAACUGAGAACUUCAGAAGCAUCCAUCUUCUUAUUGGCAGCCUAUGGAUGAACCAUGCAACUUUGGACCUCAUCUCAACCCAUUUUUCUGGCGUUGUUCUUUAUUCCGUCGCUCUCCUUUGGAUGGAAGCAUUGAAUGAUGCCUCCAUGUGACCUGUUUUCUUGGCAGAAACUCUUGAUGAAAAGGCCCCAAAUGAAGGAUCUGGCUUAUCUUUCUUUUUUGGCAUUGAGGAAGUUAUCGCAUCAACGUUCACACCAUUAGCUUCCCCUCUUGGGAAUGCAGGAAUGGCCAGUAGAGGAAGCCAUGGUUUUGGAGAGCAACCUUACAAGGAGAAGGAGUCAGAAGAAGGUGCUGAAGUUGAGGGGAGAAGAGAUGGAGACUUCCAGUUAGGAGAAAACAGCCUUGUGGGGAAUUUGGACUGCUGGACCUUGUCUUCUUCCCAGGAGAUCCUGGAAGAUGAAGAACUUUUGAGGGAACUCAAGGACUACCAACACCAUUUGGAAGAAGAUGAGCAAGGUUUUGAUCUCGGUGAACUUCAAGAUCUUGAACGUGUAGGAGAUAUCAACGCUACAAGUCCCCUGCCUGAGGAGAAAGGAUCAUCCCAAGGCAUGAGGUCUUACUUGCAGCUCGAUAGGAAGCAUGAAGAAGACAGCACUGAACUUGAGAAGACAAGAGGGACGUGGGACUUUGGCAGCCAGGAGGAUGUCCAUCCUGAGCUUUCUUUUGAAGGCCAGUACGGUUCAGACUUCAGUCCCAGUCCUGAGAUCCUUCAAGACCCUCUCGCUUUUUAUAAAUGCAGCUCUGCCUCCGAUAAUGUGGACGACGAACUCUCUGAGAGCUCCAAUCUCAACCCUUCACCUUGCGGUCCUCCUCCAAUGUGCACCCAACUGGAAACUGAACCUCAAAUUCUGGGUGAGGAUGGUCUGGACUUCCCUGAAGAUCGAAAGUUCUCCUGGGAGUUAGGAAGAAAUCUGGACAGUCAUGGCCACAGUUCUCUAGAAAGUUCUUUGCCGUACAAUCAGCGACUCUUGGAUUUCCAAUCUCUGGAAGAUCUUCAGAAUUGUCCCGGCAUCGAUGCUGAGACUUGUCCGGAGUUAUCCUGGAUGGAGGAUUUGGAACAACCUCUUGAGAAAGAACCUCCAGCGGAGAUCGCUCAAACCAUCCAGCAGCUCGCUUUCAACAACAACACCGUAGAAAGACUUUCGGAUUCGAGAGAGACGACGCAGAUGUCCCACACCUUCAAACGAGUUGGCAGCCAAUUGGAGAAACGAACACGCAAGCCGAAAGCAGAUGUACCCCACGGGCUGUUGUCGAAAGGUCCAAGGCAGUCCAGAUCUCUGAGCCCUCAACGAAUGACCGGCCAGAAAAAAUCUGGACAUCCUGCUUUGAAAGAACCAGACCGAGAGACUCAGUCAAACUCUGGGACGAGAGACGUCACACAAUACGGCCGAGGGAAACUCAACUACCCAUUACCAGAUCUCUCCAAAGUGGAACCCCGGGUUAAGUUCCCCAAGGAUCCUCAAAGCUACCAACCACCUCAAGGAAAAUCUUCUCCGGCCAGCUGGAAGGAGGUUAGGAAGCCGGUCAUCUUCAAGUCACCUGCCGAGAUUGUCCGAGAGGUGUUGUUGAGCAGCGGAGAAGGAUCUCCUCAAAAAUGUCCCACGCCCACCAUCUCUGUUAUUCCCGAGGAACUGAAGUCUCCCAGACAGGCUACGGAACUGGUGCAUCAGCUUCAGGAAGACUACCACAAACUUCUAACCAAGUACGCUGAAGCUGAGAACACCAUCGACCGGUUGCGGCUGAGUGCCAAGGUACGCUUGUACAGCGACCCUCCGAAGCCCAGCCAGGCCGCUGAAAUGGGGAAAAUAUCAGAGGCGUCCAAAGUGGUCACAUUCAGCAUCCCUCAAAUCAGGUCCGCCGAGAUCACAAAGCGGUCCAGCCAAGCAUCCAUUAGCUGUCAAGGUGAAGGAUUUCCCAGGCAGCAGGUGCAACACUCAUCCUUGAGUAAUUCCACAGGCAUCACUUCUUCCGAAACAGAUCGUCCUAUCUCCAAAAUGCCCUUCCUGGGUGAUCAUCUCACAAGAUUGUUAGCUGCCCAAGCAAGUAAAUUUCAGACCCAGAUGGAAUUUUUGGAGGAUUUAAUUCAAACCGAUAAGCUGGAGGCCAUGGACCAGUUGAAGGGCUUUGCAAGGCUGAAGGAAGCUCAGGAGGCAUUGGAACAAGCUUAUCUGCAGGCUCGAAACAAGUACCAGCAGUUGAAUCAGAACGGAGCUAUGGAGACCCUGGGAGAAUUUGAUCCCAACCGAGCCGUGGAAGGCAACGUUUUCCAUCUGGGUCUGCGUUUGGAGGGCUUGAAAGAGAGAAUCGAGCGGCCUACGUGGAACCAACCAGUUGGAGCGGAGAUUUCUCCACAAAGCGUCCCGUCACAUCCCAGCUUCCCAGUCCAGCUUUCUGAGGAACAAAUGGGAACCCCAACACCGUCCCUUCACGCUCCGGUCCCAUCUGUCUGCAUACCGUAUCCUGAGGCCUCCACCCCCAAGAAGAACAUCACUCAAGUCCAGCUGGAGGGAGACUUGAGUUCCAUCAGUGAUGGGGCCGAUGAAGAAGAAGAUGAUUUCCUGGAGCUGCCCCAACCCUGCAAGCCUCAGGAGGAAGAGGACAUGGAUUAUCUUCUGGACAAGUGCAGCAGCUUCAGAUCUUUGCCAGAGGCCUUGAGUCACAAACACAACGCAGAAGAACUGGGCAGUGAAGUCACCGCUGCCGCUGGGACCAAGGGUAGCUCCCUGCAGAAGGCAUCUGCAUCGAAUAAAAUCCCCUCUGCCUCCAAGGGACUUCAGGAGAAGGAGGGUCCUGAGCGCUCGCUCAGAAAGGUCCAGCAGCCAACCCACCCGAGGAGACACGUGUCUUCCAUCCAAGCAGAAGCAGCUCUCACUGAACCUGCAGAGAUCAACCGUCCCACAGUUGCUGUCCACAAGAUGUUCUCGAGAAGGCAGCAGGCAGAGCUUUCGCCUCACAGCAGCAUGGCGAGCAUCAGGGGAAGCAUAGCAUCGGAAUCCGCAGCUCCACAUUCACCUCGGAAGAUGGAUACAAUGUUGUGUGAGGAUCUGCGCAUUGUGUCUCCAGAGACAGACAGUGGUUUUGUGGGAUCAGAAACCAGCAGGGCAUCUCCUCUGGCACAGAUGCCCAAGCACCAGUUGGCAAAGAUGAGGUCCUACAGCAUCCAGAGACCUCCAUCUACAAUUGAUGUGCCUCCCUGCUCACCAUCCUCAAAGAAAGCACCAGGUGUGGCAAAACAGCUGGGACCAGAGAAAUCACCUGGACAAGUGAAGCCCGAAGCUGGGAGAAACAGAUGCACCUUGGCGAAAAGAAACUCCCUCCAGAAGUCUUCUCCCUGCAGGUGGACAAAUGAAAUGGAGCCGGAAGACAACGAGAACUUUCACCCUGACUCUGAGACAGAAACUGAGACACAUGGUGGUACCAGUCUGGAUGGCAGCCCUCCACCCCGUGGGAGAGAUUUCCCCAGUUCGCCCCCAAUUUCUUCAAACAUGGCCCAAGCUCGCCACAAGAACUUUCUUCAUUCACGCUUGGAACGAGACGAAGCCAUUGAAGCUUUGCAACAUGAAGUCUCUCGGUUACGUCAAAGUCUAGAAGAGUCACUCCAUCGGCAGUCUCCUUCUCCCCACCCGUCCAGAGUCCAGGACGUGGCUCACCUUUAUCCAAGCGUCACUCCAGCGAGAACUUCAAGGAAAAGCGUGGUGGAAUCUGAUGAAUCAUUUCUGGCCGCUGAAACAAAAGGGAAGACCCAGAAACCAUCUUUGGCUCAACAUGGAUCCGACUUGGACUUCAAUCCUUCCGAGUCGGACGAUGCACUGUCAAAGUUGCAGAACGGAAAACCCCACGCAACUUCCAGGAUCAGACCUUUAAAACAACGCAUCGUCCAGGGACCUUACACAGGGACACAGUAUCCUAUUUCCAUUCCGGAGUCUCAAGAUCCCAAGAGGCUCCAAACCUCUCCACUCGGUCACCAGAGUGUCCAGUUGCAACAUGGAGAAGACUCUGCUGGUCUCUUGGAGGACAAGGAAACCAAAGGUUCCCCUAGGGAUGGAUCCAGACCUUCUAAGCAAAGAGCUACCGAAGGAUGGGUAUGUCCCUCGUGUAAGGAUUCUUCAAACUCCAGGAAGAAAGACAUAGCUGGAGCAGGAGAUCACAAGGAGAACAUUCCAGAAGAAAGUUCCAGAAUGCAACCAAAGUUGAACCAACACCAGCAACCGAAACAGGCAGGCCUCUGGUACUUGGCGGUGCCAUCUGCAGCUACCUCAGUAAAUUACAUCCCAGCUAUUCCCUUGGCACAAUACCCUGUCUCAUCCAUCAUCUAUUCUCCACCUCCCGUCCCUACCUCGAUCUCUUCUUCGGUAGCUCUUCCAGCUUAUGACUCCAGCAGACAGCAAGCCACGGAGUGGAAAACCUCACGGCAUCGUCUCCGGGAAUAUCACUGCUGCUCCAGGACCUUCCUCCCUGCCACCAGUUUGGAAGACUUGAAUUGGACUUUAAACCGGGCCGUGGAAGCUGCUAAAGAUAUGAAGUUCACCACCGAACAGAUGAACAAAUCUCUAAGUUGGGCCUUAAGGAAAGCAAGGAAUCCCAGAACAUCCUGUCUCUUCUGAUCGGAAUGGACCUAAAAGAGGAGAAAGCCAGAGCUCUCCAACCAUGGCAACUUUAAAACACUUGUGGACUUCGACUCCCAGAAUUCCUCAACUUUGCUCGCUGAGGAAUUCUGGGAGUUGAAGUCCACAAGUCUUAAAAGUUGCCAAGGUUGGAGAGCCAUUUUCCUAGACGGAACGGGGGACCAAUUAAACGGACCGAGUCGCUUGCUCGUUUGGACUCCGGCCACACGUUUUGUUGGGUUUUGUGUGCCAAAGAACAAUGCUUGCAACCUCCUCAUUGGCUGGGGAGCAUAGCGUAUCCUCGGCGUUUGGGGGAAAGUAAGCCUCUUGCAACAGUGCUUCCUUUAUUUUUCUCCCUUCUUCGAACGAUUGGGAUGACUUUUGCUAUUUUGGAAAGCCACUUUGACGUGGGCUUUGUAGCUUCCUCUCAGGGAUCUUGCUAUUAAUAAUGUUAAUAAUAAUAAUACCGUAAUAAUAAUAGUAAUAGGCAGCUUAGGCACAAGAGGCAAGGUUCAGCUAGCAAGGUGAGGAACGGAAGAAACGAGAUGCCUGCCUUCUUCGAAUAUAUUCUAAGGAAGGUUUGCUUUGAGGGGGUCCUUGAGGGUCUCCGAGCUUGGUUGUUUUCUCGCAGACGUUUCAUUACCCAUUAGGUAACAUCAUCAGAGUUUCAGCAGUUGGGUAAUGAAACAUCUGCAACAAGGGCAACCAAGCUGAGAGAGCACCAAGAAUCCCACAGGCCUCUUCCUCCCCGUCUCCUCCAUCUCCUUCUCCUCCUUCUCCUUCUCCUCAUCCUCCUCCCCUCCUCCUCCCACCCCACUCCUCCUCGCACUGAUGAUGCUACCUAAUUGGAUCAUGAAACAUCUACAAGAAGGCAAGCAAGCUCAGAGAGCACCAAGGACCCCGCAGUCCUCCUCCCCCUCCUCCUUCCCAUUCCCCCUCCUCCUCCUCCUCCUCCCACCUUACCCCUCCUUGCACUGAUGAUGUUACCUAGUUGGAUCAUGAAACGUCUGUGAGAAAACAACCCAGCUCUUGAGAGCACCAAGGACCCCCUCCUUUCAACCCUGAGCUACCAAUAUUCUCCUUGAAACGUUUGUACUAUAACUUUGGCCAACGGCCUUGGAUCUCCCAUCUUCCAGCAUGGAGCGUUCUUCCAAUGGAGUUGAUCCAUCCAUCCACCUUAAGUCAGGGGCAUCCGACCUUGACCACCUUAAUUAAGACUUGUGGACUUCAACUCCCAGAAUUCCUCAGCCAGCACACCCUCCUUAAGUCUUUGCCUUAACUCUCGGAACUUUUCAAGUGUUUCUUCAGCAUCAACGAGCCAUCCAUCAGCUGAAGAUUGCUGUUAGGGCUUCUUCCAGGGACCCCCCAAAGAGCCGAAAGCUUAAUCCAGUAGCACUUUACUUUUUAAAAAAAAACAUUUGAAGAAUAUGUGUGCGAUGAGAUGUUUGGGAGAGUAAAUUGUUCAAGCUGAAUCAUACAGUCACGUGCCCAAAUGGAUAGGUGUGUUUGCGCGAACAUUGUGCCUCAAAAGGAAUUGGAAAAGAAAAAAAAAAAAACAGAUGCUGCUGGAUUUGCUAAGAGGUUUGUGUAUUCGGAAGAAAACAUCCCUUUACAGGUGUUCCUCGAAUUACAACAGCCCGUUUAGUGACCGUUCGAAGUUAACGAGGGCACGGAACAAAGGGACUUGCGUUCAGAGCUGGGAUUCAGCCGGUUCAGAUGAACUGGUAGCGGAAAAUCCACCCCGGCUCCAUUCCGUCUUAUUUAAGAUCGUUUUUGAGGCAGGGUGCAUACGCGGAAGGCACACGUGGGAGCAAAGCACAUGCAGGGAAGGCGCGCAGUGGGCGAACCGGUGGUAACAAAAUGUGAAACCCGCUGCUGUUUGCGUUUUCCCACUUAACGACGUUUCUAGCCGCCCCAGGUUCACCCAAUCAAAAAUUCAAGAUGCUUGGCAGCUGGUUCAUAUUUACGACGGUCGCAGCGCCCUCCGCGUGGGGGUGGGGGUGUGUCACCUGAUCCCCUUUUGCGAACCUCCGGACCGGCAAAGCCGAAGGGGAAGCCAGAUUCGCUUAACGACCACUUAGUCACUUAACAGCUGCGGGCGGAAAGGAAGUGUCGUCAAAAGGAGUCAAAACUCACUUCAACGAUGUCUCGCUUAAUGACAGAAACGUCGGGCCGUGGUCGUAAGUCAGGACUGCCUGUGUUUGUGUCUGGAUGUUCUGAGUGAAACGGGUUGUGUGAAGGCAGUACUCGCCAUUGGGAUGCUAUAUAUGUAUGUUAAAAAUCAGCUGUUGCAGCAGAGAGUCCUGAGGUGCCAAUUUUAAAAUUGCUUGAAAGCCAUGCCACUAA